Chiroxiphia lanceolata (lance-tailed manakin) is the source of this 1639-nucleotide messenger RNA. RefSeq names its product E3 ubiquitin-protein ligase RNF182-like. Lineage: Eukaryota; Metazoa; Chordata; Aves; Passeriformes; Pipridae. The transcript is spliced from 2 exons. The coding region runs from base 190 to 915 and encodes 241 amino acids. The record is from RefSeq and is a predicted model, not a curated record.
GCAGCGCGGCGGGCAGCGCCCCGCGCCUCCCCCCAUGGGGCUGCCGGGCCCGAGCCCGCCGCCGCGGAGCCCACCGGCACCACCGAACCCGCCGAGACCGGGGUUGGGGACCGACCCGCCGCUGUGUCCCCACCGGGAGCCGCGGCGCGGAGCGCAGCCCAGGCAGCCCCCAGCACCUCUCCAGGAGCCAUGGCCCAGCCGGGCAGUGAGCUGGGGUCCGUGCCGGUGGCACCCACAUCCCCUGAGCUGGAGUGCCAGAUCUGCUACAGCCACUUCGACGCCCGUGCCCGCAGGCCCAAACUGCUCCACUGUGGCCAUCGCCUCUGCACCCGCUGCCUGCGCAGGAUGGUGUCUCCGGGCGAUGCAUCAACCCCCCAGCUCCGCUGCCCCUUCUGCCGCCAGCACAGCCCAGUGCCCGGCGGGGACGUGCAGCAGCUGCAGGAUGAUGGCGAGGCACUGGCACUGCUGACAGGCUGUGAACGGGCCAAGAAGAGGGGUCCCCCACGAUCCCCCGAGGUCCUCCUUUGCCCUGGUGUGCUGGAGCCCACAUCCAGCCCCGACUGCCUGGUUGUCACCAUCCUGGAGGUGCCGGAGGACGUGGCCCCACCGGAGAGCCUGGGCAGGCUGGAGGUGGUGCGGCUGUACCGCCCCACCAGCCUGGGUGUGCUGCCCUGCCACGGCCCUGGGCAAAAGUGCCACGCCUGGGGGUGGCGAGCUGUCCCCCGCUUCAUCCUGGGUGUCCUCUGCCUCCUUUACUUCAGCUCCCUGCCCUUCGGCAUCUACCUCCUGCUCAUUGAGCACCACAGCCUGGGCAUCAUCCUGGUCAGCCUUGUGCCCUCCACCCUCCUCCUCUGCAUUGUCUACAGCCUCUGCCAGUGCCUGUGCCUGGAAGUCUUUGGGUUCCCCCACUCCUGACCCUGCCAGGCCAACCCCUGUGCCUGUGCCAAGGAGGGUUUGGGUUCCUUGGAGUGUUGUCCCUUGGGGUACAGGUGUUCCCUGAUCCACAGCAUGCUCUGCCUGGACCACAGGGAGAAGCUCAGCGCCUGGUGCCUUCCCAUGCAGAACAGCACUGGAAUUUCCAUGUGGGAGCCUACACCUGAGUGGCUGCAGGAGCUCAUUGCAGCCUACAAGCAUUUGGGCUGGACCCUCAGCUCCUCAUCCUCCUCUUCCACAGCGGACAAAGAGCAGGAGCUGGGCUGAGAGCAGAGCAGCAGCCGGGAGACUAAUCCCAACUGAGGCAGGGCGGGUGCUGGGCACUGAGCGCCGCGGUCGGAGGGACCCCGGCAGGAGAGGGACGGGCAGAGCCCGGGGGCUCCUGCGGCCGAACCGGCCCCAGCACGGCUCCGUGUCCAUAGUGUAAAUAGUUCUGUCCGUGGCGCCCACGCUCCUGGCGGGGCUGCUCCCAUCGCAUCCGUGUUCUUUUCCCAUGUGUGAGUCCCGUGUUUGCCCACACUGUGUCCUGGAGAGGGAAGGAGCAGAGGAGAGGAGUUUCUUUGGUGUGUAAAGACGUCUUUGCAGCUGUUUUGUAGUCGUUGUGGUUUUUAUGCGAAGCCUCUGGGCUUUAUUUAACCUCCUUGGGUUUUGUUUUGUAAGGAUUAAUUUAACACCGCUAACCAUUUUAUUACUUUUAUCAAGAAGA